AUGCUAUCACAACACAACUUAGCUAUUUCAGUCGGCAUUCUAGGCAACUGUAUUUCCUUCAUGGUCUUCUUGGCCCCAGUGCCAACAUUUUAUCGAGUAUAUAAAAAUAAAAGUACUGAAGAAUUUCAUUCGUUGCCGUAUGUAAUAGCGCUCUUCAGCUGCAUGUUAUGGAUUUAUUAUGCUCUGGUGAAGACAAAUUGUGUCCUCCUAAUCACCAUUAACUCAUUUGGUUUGCUAAUCGAAACCAUAUACAUAUCUAUCUACCUUGCUUAUGCCCCUAUGGAAGCUAAGAAAUUCACUGCUCGGAUUCUUGUGCUUCUCAACUUUACUACUUUUGGGAUGAUUCUACUUUCGACUCUCCUCUUCGUUCAUGGGCAUAAGCGUCUGAUGGUUCUUGGCUUUAUCUGUGACUUCUUCUCUGUUAGUGUUUUUGUUGCUCCACUAAGCAUUAUCAGGAUGGUCAUCCGCACGAAAAGCGUGGAGUUGAUGCCUGUCAAUUUGUCCUUUUUCUUAACAAUCAGCGCUGCGGUUUGGUUAGGCUAUGGCACACUGACGAAGGAUAUAUAUGUUGCGUUGCCAAACGUUCUUGGACUAUUAUUUGGUAUUAUACAGAUGGUGCUCUACUGCAUCUACAAAGAUGACAGAUCCAACCCCGUUGAUCCUACACAUAACGAAAUGGUCGUGCCCGAGAUAGCGCUCGAAGUCUCUGAUGACGCCUCGGCCGGUCAUUGUUGCACAAGAGUUGUUAUACAAAGAGAGAUAUAG
This is a messenger RNA of Phalaenopsis equestris, 765 nucleotides long. RefSeq names its product bidirectional sugar transporter SWEET14-like. The record is from RefSeq and is a predicted model, not a curated record. The transcript is spliced from 6 exons. Gene Ontology annotation, cellular component: membrane. Gene Ontology annotation, molecular function: sugar transmembrane transporter activity. The coding region runs from base 1 to 765 and encodes 254 amino acids. Lineage: Eukaryota; Viridiplantae; Streptophyta; Magnoliopsida; Asparagales; Orchidaceae. Gene Ontology annotation, biological process: carbohydrate transport.